Messenger RNA from Magnolia sinica, 739 nucleotides. Its product is annotated as major strawberry allergen Fra a 1.08-like. The transcript has 3 exons. Gene Ontology annotation, cellular component: cytoplasm; nucleus. Gene Ontology annotation, biological process: abscisic acid-activated signaling pathway; defense response. Gene Ontology annotation, molecular function: protein phosphatase inhibitor activity; signaling receptor activity; abscisic acid binding. The record is from RefSeq and is a predicted model, not a curated record. Bases 1 to 657 code for a protein of 218 amino acids. Lineage: Eukaryota; Viridiplantae; Streptophyta; Magnoliopsida; Magnoliales; Magnoliaceae.
AUGGACAUGGAUUCACUGUCCAUCUUCGACAGCAUCCUCAGCCAGUCGCCUGCCGUGCUUCUCCUCCGCUGCAGCCAUGGAUUCCGACCAUACUUCCAUGGAUGUCCAGGGUUUCUGAAUCAUGUAGGAGGUCGCGGCGGCGAUCUUCCUUCUUGGCAGCGGCGGGCGGCUUCAUACCAGCGUACAGUCAGUCAUGAAAUCCAAUCUCCGAUUUCACCAUCAAGAUUCUGGAAUGCGAUUGUGAAGGACUCCCACAACCUCAUGCCCAAACUUAUGCCCGAAAUCAUAACAAGCAUUGUUAUCCUUGAAGGUGAUGGUGGGGUCGGAACUAUCAGACAAUCCAACUUCACCGAUGCUAUCAAGGACUUCAGUUAUUGGAAGGACCGCAUAGAUGACAUCGACAAUGAUAAGCACUUAUUCAAGUACUCAGUGAUUGAGGGUGGCCUGCUUGGUAAGAAAGUGAAGUCGACUACAUUUACUCUAGAAUUCAAAGGUGGCAUUGAGGGCGGGAGCUUAUGCAAGUUCCAUGGGGAGUUUGAGAUAGUUGAAGGAAGCGUGCCGAAAGAAGACGAAACAAAGGAGAUGAGGGGAAACAUGGUAGGAAUGUUUAAGGCUGUGGAAGGAUAUCUUGUUGCAAAUCCAAAUGCAUACAUUUAGCUUUGGGUUUUAUGUUAGGGAGGUUGUAAAGCCUUUCAUGAAUGAGUUUCAUUUACUUGAAUGUGUUUGCUUGGGAAUAGGA